Aegilops tauschii subsp. strangulata is the source of this 2194-nucleotide messenger RNA. RefSeq lists its product as uncharacterized. Lineage: Eukaryota; Viridiplantae; Streptophyta; Magnoliopsida; Poales; Poaceae. Gene Ontology annotation, molecular function: protein binding. The record is from RefSeq and is a predicted model, not a curated record.
UAAGACGUUUUUUUUUUGAAAUAACAUGUAAGACAUUUUUUUGUCACUAAUACAUUAUGGAACCGAUGAAGUAGUUUUUCUAAUCUUAAAAACCAAAGCAUUGUACGUGUAAUAAUCAUGAGCAUGAAUCUAAGAAGAAGAAGAAAACUCUGUUACAUGGGUAAAAUUGUCAAGAGCGACGACUGCCACGGCGCAGAAGCGUCGGAUCCGGCGCUAACACCCAUCACCAAUGCGGCCGCCGCGCACGCUUCCGCUGCCGCACUUCACUCUCCCGCCGCUUGCCGGCGAGGACCUCGCCUUCGUCACCGCCCUCCGCUCCCACCUCUCCUCCUCCCCGGAGCUCGCGCCCUCCUCCCUCUCCCGCUUCCUACCCCAACUCAACCACCUCCGCCUCUCACACCUCCUCCUUUCCCCGCCCCGGGUGCCCCACGACGUCCUCUCCUCCCUCCUCCCCUCGCCGCCGCCCCCGCUCCCCUUCGCCCUCCUCCUCCACGCCCUCACCCCGCGCCGCUCCUCCGAGCUCCUCGCCUCACUGCUCCCCUCCAUCUCGCACCACGCCUUCCCGGAGCUCCUCCACCACCUCAUCUUGACCGCUCGCCUCGCCGCCGGGAGCCGCGGCACCGGCGCCGCAGUGCCGGCCGUCGAAGUUCUCUUCUCUGCUUGCGCGCGCCGAAACAAGCUCUCUCAGGCCACGCUCACCUUCCGCGCCAUGCGUGCGCAUGGCCUGCUCCCGCGGGUCGAGUCCUGCAACGUCUUCAUCUCCGCGGCGCUCCGCCUGAAGCGCCCCGAGAUCGCCGUGUCCUUCUUCCGGGAGAUGCGCCGGUGCUGUAUCUCGCCCAACAUGUACACGGCCAACAUGGUGUUGCGGGCCUUCUGUGCCUUGGGGCGGGUCGCCGACGCGGCCACGGUGCUCGAUGAAAUGCCGGAUUGGGGGGUUGAUAGGACGGUGGUCAGCUUCAACACGCUGAUCGCAGCUUAUUGUAAGGAGCAUGGUGGUCUGGAACAUGCGCUGGAGCUGAAGAAGAGGAUGGAGCUGGAGGGGCUAGCGCCCAGUGAGGUGACCUAUAACACGAUCCUCCAUGUGCUGUGCAAGGAGGGAAGGAUGCAGCAAGCGAAUCGUUUGUUGAGCGAAAUGAAGGUGAAGAGGGUUGUGCCGAACACAGUGACAUACAAUACUCUGAUUUAUGGGUAUGUCAUGCAUGGUGAUAAUGGCACAGCGUGGAGGGUUCAUGAAGGGAUGGUUAAGAAUGGAGUCGAGCUUGAUAUCAUAACUUACAAUGCGCUCAUUCUUGGUCUUUGCCGGGAUGGGAAGAUAAAAAAGGCCGUGCAUUUGUUUCAGCAGCUUGACAGGUCCAAGCUUGAACCGAAUGCUUCAACUUUCUCAGCGUUGAUUCUUGGGCACUGUAAGGCGCAGAAUUCAGAGCGAGCACUGCAACUGUUGAAUGUGAUGAAAAAAUCUGGCUUCCAUCCGAAUUACGACACAUAUAAGAUUGUUAUAUCUACUUUCUACAAGAAUAAGGAUUUUGAAGGAGCAGUGGAUGUGAUGAAGGAGCUUCUCGAGAUGUGCAUGGCUCCUGACAAGGCCUUAUUGCAUGAAUUCUUUGAAGCCCUCUCAAAGGCUAAAAAACUCCACCUAGCAGAAGGUCUGCAGUUAGCUGAUAAAGGUGGAAAGUUUAUUCCAUCUAUCUACUAUACUGGUGAUUACAGGAACAACGGCGAAGAGAAAACUGCAUGUUAACAUGCAGAAACCUCAAUGAGGCCUCAUUAGAAUGUAGCUGAAUUGCUUAAUCCUGAGAGAAGAUGACUGUAGCAAAUGGAGUACUACAUACUGCAUACUACAUGUCUACACAAAGAUGUCAACCAAGAAUUCUUCAUAAUCAGAUGCUUAUGGAGUUACAGGCUUGCACUUUUCUUGGAACAACUUGUGUUAUUCCAUUGACAGAGUAUCCGAUGAAACUCCACUAGUGGAAAUUUGAAUUGAUUUGUGCUGGUUCUAGCACCAGCACCAUAUCAGAUAGUGCUCACUUCAAACAUCUUCUUGAAACCAUCUAAAAGGCCAUCUGUUCGGCUGUUCAAAUUCAAAUUCAGUUUGUAUUGGAGGAAAAUUUCUGCAGGCAAAGCAGUUGGCACUGACUUCCCCAUUUUCUUCAGUUUUUGAACAUGGCUUAUAAGACGUUGUGGUUCUCCUCUUUUA